AAAUUCAACUUGUCUCAUUUCAGUAUUUUCGCAUUUAGAAUAUAGUCAUAUUCAUAUUAGUCUAUGUUUUUUGUUUGGUUUUAUUACCAUGCCUUCUCGGAAACGCCGUAAAACGCAUCCAGACAUAUCCCAACGGAUAAGCGGCAGGAAACAGCCCUACAGUCUCCCUCAAAGGGCCUCCUGCUUGGGUCAGCAGUCCACUGUCUCUGACCAUCAGCCUGGCCACCAAACGGUCAUCCAAGAGGCUAAUAGGAAGAGGCCAAGAAGCAGCACUACACAGUCUGCUCCCACCACAAGCACAACAAGUGGCGUCUCCCAGAAAAGAAAGAGGGAAGACACUGACAGCAGCCCAGAGGAGAGGACCCCUUCUCAGGAGCUAGACGAUGAGGUGUCCAUCUUGAUCGGAUCAAACGAGACCACCUGUGCCGAGACCCCUGAAGGUGUUUUUACAUCCAAGUAUACUGUGGGAGAACAGCUUGGAUCAGGUGGAUUUGGCUCAGUGUACGCCGGUAUGAGGAAGUCAGAUGGUGAAAAGGUGAGAAUCAUGAAGGCUUUUUUUGUUUUUGUCUCACACGUUUCCAGAAUUUACUUGAUGCCUGAGUGACAUUUCUUUUUGCUUCAUAUGUUCUCAUACUUGUAGGUGGCCAUAAAGUUUCUUUUGAAACGAAGAGCGGUGAAAUGCUUCAGCGCUCAGUUUGAUUGCAUGCAGGGGCCUUUGGAAGUGGCCCUGAUGACCUUGGUGUCCCAGCCUGAGCAAUGCCCUAACAUCGUGCAACUGCUCGACUGGUUUGACUUUGAGAAUCUGUACGUGUUGGUGUUGGAGCGCCCCAGCCCCUGCGCUGACCUCUAUGAGUUCAUGGAGGUGUUUGGAGGCCCUUUCGAAGAGAUGGACGCUAAAUCCAUCAUUCAGCAGCUGGUCCAUGCUCUCAUCAGAUGCAGAGACAAAGGCGUCUUCCACAGGGACCUCAAAACCAAAAAUGUCCUAAUCAACAUCGCUGAUUAUUCCAUCAAAUUGAUUGAUUUUGGCUGUGGCGACCUUAUGAGGGACACCUACACCAGAUUUGCCGGUACACCAACCUACAUACCACCAGAGUGGCUCCUGCAUAAAUGCUACAGGGCCUCCCCCACCACAACAUGGACACUCGGAAUCCUGUUGUUUGAGCUGGUGUGUGGUUUCACGCCCUUCAGGACCCCAUUCGAAAUCACUCACAACCAGCCCAAGUUUGUUGAGGGUUUAUCCGAAGCAUGUAAGGACCUCAUCAGCUGGUGCUUGAGGAAGGAGGCAGAGGAAAGACCCACUCUGGAGGGCAUACUGACGCAUGAGUGGAUGGCCACCAAUCUCUCAUAAAUAGCCACUGGGAGAAACAGACAGGGGAGAUCAGGGACAAUGCCACCAGCUGCCUCUUCCUCCAUCAGCAGACCGAAAAGAAAAGUGACAGAUUACACCAAUCCCAUUUCUAAUUUCAACCCCCUCCCCUACCUACGCCUUCCCCUUGGCCCUCGACCCUUCAAACGGAGCAGUAUGAAUUGAGACACCCCUUCAACGAUCACGGAUUGAAACCCAUAGCAUUCAAAAACCAGUCUCUCAAUGGUUAAACCAAAGAUAUUUGUAAUAACUCGCUCAACAAUUUAAAAAAAGGACAACAGCGUUAACCCUCACAAUUCCUUUAUGCAACUCCCAUGCAUUAGGUUGGCAUUAAAAGGGAUUUUUUUCAUGUCUGUUUCAUGGACAAAAUGACCAUUACAAAUUGGGACAAUGUUUAUUGUGUAUAAUUAUUACAACUGUGAAACCGUAAAUUAUGGCAAAAAAAUUGUUUAUGUGCUUUUGUGGAUACCACCCAUUUAGGCAUUCACAAUUCAUUCGGGGAAAUCUUUCGUACCUCUCAGUUUGAAGUGUGCAUCCGUAAAAUCUCCGUUAGAAGGGGUAGAAAGCACUUCCCCUUACCCCUUCCUCUCUGUCCGAACAUGAAUUGGGACAUUCCAAGCCCUUCACGUGAACACGCAAAAAAAAAAAAUGAAAUGGGAUUCAGCCUGGGUCUCACCUGGGUGGAGCACCACCGCACAGCAGGGCACCUGAGACUCGCCUCCACAUAGUGUGUCAGUCUUGGCCAUAAGAUUUUGACUGAAUGUGGAAGACCAGCAUGUACAGUACUCUCUCCGACAGAGAAAGAAUUCUCCUGAUCUAUCUCCUGUGGCCUGCAGUUUUAGCACAAAUGCCCACCUUCUCCAGCAUUGGGACUUGAUUAAAACAUACAUGCUCAACUGCAAAAGGACUC
Molecule: messenger RNA, 2276 nt
Organism: Engraulis encrasicolus (European anchovy)
Lineage: Eukaryota; Metazoa; Chordata; Actinopteri; Clupeiformes; Engraulidae
Product: serine/threonine-protein kinase pim-1-like
Exons: 7
Coding region: 704-1348 (214 amino acids)
Biological process (GO): regulation of mitotic cell cycle; protein autophosphorylation; negative regulation of apoptotic process
Cellular component (GO): cytoplasm
Molecular function (GO): protein serine/threonine kinase activity; ATP binding
Source: RefSeq, a predicted model, not a curated record